CACGAUAGGAACGCGAAGCGGUUGCACGCGAUGUGCGGCGCGAACGGAGGACUGUACGUCAAGGCUGGACAGUUCGCGUCCACCGCCGGCGGCGUGCCGGAGGCGUACGCGCGACGGUUGAGUAAGCUGCAGGAUGAGGUGGCGCCGUCGCCGCGCGACGCGGUGCUGAAAGUGGUGAGGAAUGAGUUCGGCGGUCGCGCGCCCGAGGCGCUGUUCGAGACGUUUGAACCCGAACCCAUGGCGGCGGCGUCGUUGGCGCAAGUGCAUCGCGCGGUGUUGAAGAGCGGACGGACGGUGGCGGUUAAGAUCCAGCGACCAGGGCUCGAGCGGUCGAUCGAGAGCGACAUAUCGACGAUGAGCGCGCUGGUGCGCUUCACCAGGCUCUUCUUUCCGUCGUUUGAUUUCGGUUUCAUGGUGGACGAGUUCAAGUCAAGACUGGAAAAGGAGAUCGAUUUCGAAGCGGAAGGACGGAACUGCGAACGGCUCGGAUUGGCGUUCGCGGACGACGCCCGCAUCGACACCCCAGAGGUUUUCUGGGAUUUAACCACUCGUCGCGUGUUGACGAUGGAGUUCAUCGACGGCGAGAAACUGACGAACAUCGAAGGGAUGCGCGAGAAAGGUCUCGACCCCGAGCACGCCGCGCUCGCACUGAGCGAUUGUUUCGCGCGCAUGCUUCUCGUGCACGGGUACAUCCACGGAGAUCCUCACCCUGGAAAUUUGCUCUGCCGCGCGCAUCCCGACGGAAGCGGGCGAACGCAAGUCGUGCUGUUGGAUCACGGCUUGUACAGCGAGCUCACGGAGGAAUCGCGCAAGGCGAUGUCAAAUUUAUGGAUCGCUAUCGCGGUCGGCGACAGCGUCCGCGCGGUGGCCGCCGCGAAAGCUUUGCAAGUGCCGGAU
Molecule: messenger RNA, 897 nt
Organism: Ostreococcus lucimarinus CCE9901
Lineage: Eukaryota; Viridiplantae; Chlorophyta; Mamiellophyceae; Mamiellales; Bathycoccaceae
Exons: 1
Biological process (GO): protein phosphorylation
Molecular function (GO): protein kinase activity; ATP binding
Source: RefSeq, a predicted model, not a curated record